This is a messenger RNA of Trichoderma virens Gv29-8, 1575 nucleotides long. RefSeq lists its product as uncharacterized. Bases 1 to 1575 code for a protein of 524 amino acids. The record is from RefSeq and is a predicted model, not a curated record. The transcript has a single exon. NCBI's taxonomy places the organism in Eukaryota, Fungi, Ascomycota, Sordariomycetes, Hypocreales, Hypocreaceae.
AUGCCGAUCUCGAUUACGAUGCGUCAGCCGCCCAGCUUCCGGGACAAGGAAAGCGAGUUGGCUAUGCGUAUCAAGCAGCCUUUCAAUGUUGUGGCGGUUGGCGACCUUAUACAGAUGGUUCCCUUUUCGAAUAGAAAUGACCCAGAUAUCCAAGCCCUGGUCCAAUUGAUGCAAAAAUCCGAUAUCACCUUCGCCAACAAUGAGAACACGGUAGUUGAUCGUCUCACUUUCCGCGGCCCUAUUGCCCAUAUGGAGGCAGACAAAGACGUUGCCGAAGACUGGAGGAAUAUGGGUAUUGAUAUGGUCACGAAAGCGAAUAAUCACACGUUCGACUGUGGCGAUGCUGGCCUUGUCCAGAACCUUGAACAACUUCGCCGCGUCGGUAUUGAUUAUGUCGGCACUGAUUACAACACUGUUGAGGCCCGGCUUGCUCGCUUCAAGACUACGCCUAAGGGAAUUGUAGGCUUCAUUGGUGUUUAUUCAGAAACCGAAGACUUUUCUCAGCUAGUUGGUGUACCUACACGAGACCCGAUUGUUGUGACGCCAGACCAGCUUGAGCAGCUCCGAGCAAUACGUGAUAGCAUCCUCGCUCGCCGCGAUGAAGUCAGCAGGCCGUUGGGUAUUCCCAAGCCUGAUCCGGAGGGAUCUGUCCUUGUUUUUGGACGACAGUUCCGAGUUAAGAACGCCAGUGCAGAGGCUGAUGAAGAAGUGUCUGGAAUCAGAAAACGAUUAGAACACCACAUGGGAUCGAAGGGUCCCAUUACCUACAAGAAUAACUCGCUUCGUCUAAACGUUUCCCACAGCGUCACUGCAGAACAGAUGCAACAACUCCGAGCUAUCGCAGGUGUCGAGGCAAGCGAUUCUGCUGAUACCCUUGACGCCUUUGACGUUCACUUCCGAGUGGCUCCUAAGCCAGGAGAGUACGGCUACGAGAUGGAGCCCCAGGACCUACGCGAUAUUCUUCGUGAAGUUCGCUCUGGAAAGCAAUUUUCUGAUUUCUUGAGCGUCACUGUUCACUGGCACCAGAACCGCUUUUCGUUCCAGCACUAUUCAUUCGACCAUUAUCCGGCCGACUAUCAGAUCAGGUUUGCGCGUGAAGUCAUUGACAACGGCGCCGAUUUCUUCUUUGCGCACGGCGUUCAUACUCUCAAAGGAGUCGAGAUAUACAAGGGAAAGCCUAUCUUUUACGGUGUUUCCAACUUUGUCUUCCAAAACGCCCAGUUCCGUUCGUGGCGCGACGAUGCGGCCGGCCGAGUUCCUGCUUCACUAGAAGGUCCUGUUGUUGGAGAUGGUGAGGUCAAUGAGGGCCGUUGGGCUUGGCUAGAUGCCCCAGAGAACAAGGAAGCUCUAUUAGUAUCGGCAGAUUACACCGAAGGGAAGCUAUCUCGAGUUCUUAUCUAUCCAGCAGAUUUGGGAAGAACUUAUCGUAAUGGAUCUAUGAUUGGGACUCCCACAAGACCUACCCUUGAGGUCGCAAACGAUAUUCUCAGCCGUCUUUCUGAGUAUUCGCAACCAUUCGGGACGAAGAUAACAAUCGAAGAUGGAGUGGGAGUGAUUCACAUUCCAUCCCAGUAG